GCUGUUAGCGUUUCAAAGUACGUGGCAGAACUGUUUCGACAUGGAAGUAACGUUAGCCGCACUAGUCGCCUUGACUUUGUUAUUGGGAGCACUGGUUAUUCUAGUCGCAUUAGCGGUGGGCAGACGAAAAGAAGAACUAAGAGAGGAGAUAGAACAGGCGGCGGAGUUUGCCGCUGAAGGCAGUGCUGUGAAGGGCCCUGCAGCCAAGAAACAGAAGCAGGAGAAACAGCGCAGCCGUAAGGAUAAAGCUUCUCAGCACACUUUCAGCCAUCAGCUGCUGGCAUCCUCACUGAAGAGCCACAGUGGCAACGUGACGUGCCUUGAUUUCAGCAGUAAUGGGAAGUACCUGGCGUCAUGCGCUGACGACCGCACUGUCCGGAUCUGGAGCACCAAAGACUUCCUGGAGCGGGACCACAAGUGUCUGAGGGCCAAUGUGGAGCUGGAUCAUGCCACACUUGUCCGUUUCAGCCCAGACUCCAGGGCGUUUAUCACCUGGUUGGCGAAUGGAGAUACCAUUCGAAUCUUCAAAAUGAUGAAAAAGGAGGACGGCACUUUAAGCUUUAAAGCUGCGCCGGAGGACUUUCCGCAGAAGCACAAAGCCACCAUCCUCAACAUCGGCAUUGCAGAGACAGGAAAGUUCAUCAUGAGCGCCUCCACCGACACCAGCAUCCACAUCUGGGACCUGAAAGGAGAGGUACUGGCCUCUAUCAACACGAACCAGAUGACCAAUUCUUACGCUGCCAUCUCCCCCUGCGGCAGGUUUGUAGCAUCAUGUGGCUUCACUCCUGACGUGAAGGUGUGGGAGGUUUGCUUCGGGAAGGGAGGAGAGUUCAAAGAGGUGGUGCGAGCUUUUGACCUGAAGGGCCACUCUGCAGGAGUCCACGCAUUCGCCUUCUCCAACGACUCUCACAGAAUGGUGACCGUCUCCAAAGAUGGUACGUGGAAGCUGUGGAAUACAGAUGUGGAGUAUAAGAAGCAGCAGGAUCCGUACCUCCUGAAGACCGUCGCCUGUGCGUCGUCUGAAGGCAGCCUGGUGGCCUUGUCUCCAGACGGCCGGGUGGUGGCCAUCAGUGACGGCUGUAACGUGGCCAUGUACGACGCCGCCAGCGGCCAGCUGGAGGAGGAGCUGCACGGCGUCCACAGCGGCGAGAUCACCGACCUUAGAUUUGACAUUAACGGGCGCUUCUUGGUGUGCAGCGGCGACAAGGUCAUCCGAGUGUUUCACAACGCCCCGGGCUACCGGGCGGCCAUCAGGGACAUGCAGGACAUGCUGAAGAAGGCCCAGAAUGAGGCCAUGAAGCAGAGACUGCAGCAGCAGAUCAGGGAGGCUCAGAGCAGCCUGGACACUGUGCUGGCUGCUCCCGUCGACUGAAGCAGCACCAACAAACCUCUCAAUGUGAUGAUUGUGACUCUGCUGAUCCCUUCAGCUCUCCCUCUGCCACCAAAUCUGGUCAGGGAGUCAUGGAAUUUGCAUGCAGUUUUAAUAAAGAAUCUUUUUAUGCAAAGAUCAGAUGGUUUGAGUUCAGAUGUUUUUCUUUCCUGCUCCAUGUCCUGUAACAUCUUGUGUGAUCUCCGCCGUGGUUGAUUUCUGUUUGCCUUCUGCAGCUUUCUUUUAAAAUCCCCUCCAAUCAAAAUGUGUUUGUUCACUGUGACUUUCGUCGGAUGUUUGAGCUUCGCUGUGCAGAGUUUGAUUUAUGAAGGCUGUUUUCACAUUCAUCUGCUGCAGGGGGAAAGUUUCUCUGCUCUGAUGAAACCUGAGUUUAACACAUUAACACUGCAAACUAACAGUGUGAUGUGAAACCUUGAGGCCUUCAGAGCAUAAACCUGGUUUCUAGGUUUUCAGUGAGAGACGAGGAGUCGAUGUAAAGAAUUUUUAACAAGAUUAAACUUAAAUUUUGUCAGACAAAUUAACAUUCAGCAGU
This is a messenger RNA of Chelmon rostratus (copperband butterflyfish), 1922 nucleotides long. It is a transcript of the gene tbl2, whose product is annotated as transducin beta like 2. Gene Ontology annotation, molecular function: protein binding. Bases 41 to 1372 code for a protein of 443 amino acids. Lineage: Eukaryota; Metazoa; Chordata; Actinopteri; Chaetodontiformes; Chaetodontidae. Gene Ontology annotation, biological process: endoplasmic reticulum unfolded protein response. The transcript has 7 exons. The record is from RefSeq and is a predicted model, not a curated record. Gene Ontology annotation, cellular component: endoplasmic reticulum.